GCCGGGGCGCGACGAUGGAGGAGCCGCAGCGCGCCCGCUCGCACACCGUCACCACCACCGCCAGCUCCUUCGCGGAGAACUUCUCCACCACCAGCAGCAGCUUCGCCUACGACCGCGAGUUCCUCCGCACCCUGCCCGGACUCCUCAUCGUGGCGGAGAUCGUUCUGGGACUGCUGGUAUGGACACUGAUCGCUGGAACUGAGUACUUCCGGGUCCCUGCGUUUGGCUGGGUCAUGUUUGUAGCUGUGUUUUACUGGGUCCUCACCGUCUUCUUCCUCAUCAUCUACAUAACGAUGACCUACACCAGGAUUCCCCAGGUGCCCUGGACCACGGUGGGUCUGUGCUUUAAUGGCAGUGCCUUCGUCUUAUACCUCUCAGCCGCUAUUGUGGAUGCGUCUUCUGUCUCCCCGGAGAGGGACAGUCACAACUUCAACAGCUGGGCAGCCUCUUCGUUCUUCGCCUUCCUGGUCACCAUCUGCUAUGCUGGAAAUACAUAUUUCAGUUUUAUAGCUUGGAGAUCCAGGACCAUACAGUGAUUCACCAUUCUGAGAAUUAAAAGGGAAAAAAAAAGGAAGAAUCUCACUGUAAAAACAGCUGUAGGUAUAAUGUAUAUUUCCAGAGAAU
This is a messenger RNA of Mesoplodon densirostris (Blainville's beaked whale), 624 nucleotides long. It is a transcript of the gene CMTM8, whose product is annotated as CKLF like MARVEL transmembrane domain containing 8. The transcript has 4 exons. Gene Ontology annotation, biological process: myelination. The coding region runs from base 15 to 536 and encodes 173 amino acids. Gene Ontology annotation, molecular function: structural constituent of myelin sheath. Lineage: Eukaryota; Metazoa; Chordata; Mammalia; Artiodactyla; Ziphiidae. The record is from RefSeq and is a predicted model, not a curated record. Gene Ontology annotation, cellular component: membrane.